Molecule: messenger RNA, 20097 nt
Organism: Coregonus sp. 'balchen'
Lineage: Eukaryota; Metazoa; Chordata; Actinopteri; Salmoniformes; Salmonidae
Source: the annotation of a GenBank genome assembly
AUGUCUUGGCCCAAGAAGAUUCCCCUUCAGGUCAUUGGCGCCGUGCGCUAUGCACAUAACGACAUGGAGAUAUUUAGUGUAGUGCCCCAUGGGAUUCGCAUCACUGUGUGUGUUUGUUGUGGGGGGGAGCAGUUUCGAAGCAGAUCCUACUCUACUCUACUAAUUCCUAGUGGUCUGUAUAUAGCUUGUGUGACCUUUUGGAACAUCGCCAUUUCUGUGUAUUUAACAAGAGUCCUCUGUGCAUUGGGGAUGUACACAAUACGCACUUGAACUUGCGUCGUAUGCUCUGAGCGUCUUCAUUUUGUUCAGCGCACAAAGGUGUUUCCAUACGCAGUGUCUGAGCAUGCUUUAGCGUGCGUAGGCUCUGCAUGCCGAUGAUGAUAAUUUGCAGUGUGUGUGUGUUCAGUGUUUGUUGCCUGUUGUGCACAUUGAAGCUCCGUGUGUGUUGGUUUGGACUCCCCAUGUGUGUGUUCAGGCACUUUCGCCAAAUUCAGUGUGCCGCAUAUGAUUAUAGGCCCAGAAUCCAUAAAGCCUGUUUCAGUGUUUUCUCUUUCUCUCUCUCUCUCUCUCUCUCCUUCCAUCUUCCCUCUCCCCCCCUCUCUUUCUUUCUUUCUUUCUUUCUUUCUUUCUUUCUUUCUUUCUUUCUUUCUUUCUUUCUUUCUUUCUUUCUUUCUUUCUUUCUAUUAUGAAUAAUACAACAACCUGCUGCUUGCCAUGAAAUAGCAAAAAGCCCAAGUGUGCUAAUGUCUUUUGGAGCCUGGAUCAGUCAGUGUGUUGAUGUGCGGUGCUGUGUACACUGGGAGGGUUGUGGACUCUGUUGUCUGUCUUUGUUCUGUCUUCGCGUACGUGUCUGUUGCUACCUGUACACUUAGCAACGUGUGCUUUCGUGUCUGCGUGCUGCUGUGCGAACAACCGCAGCACGCAAUGUGAAAGGAAAUCAACUUCAUUUGUAUGUUGUGUGUGACCCUGAGUGUGUGUGUGUGUGUGUUACUGACAAUUGAACAACGAGAAUUCAGGAUGGACUAGUUUUCUUUUCAUGCAGACUAUGUGUGUGUGUACUGCAGUAAGCAUUAUGCUCUCUGUCUGUCUGUCUGCCUGCUGUGUGUGGAAUAGGCAGUGCAGCCCCUUGCUGUGCAUGGUAUCUACUGUACAUUCUGUAUCCGUGCCUGAGUCCGUCGGUGUGUGUGUGCCCAUGGUUCUGAAUGCCUCUCACACACCUUGGUAUUUUAAGCAUAUUCCAUGUUAAUAUUCAGUGAGGGGGAGGUGGGGGUGAAACCAGUCCCCAAGUUCACCAUGACAGUUCAGAACGACAUGACAGAGGUCGAACACAUGCACACGCACAUGUACAUACACAUACUGUAUAUACACACACACACAGAUCCACACAUAUUCCACACACACCAGAUGGGAAAGAGAUACAUAAAUCGGAGGAGAGAGAGAGAGAAGGAGGGAGAUGUCCGAAGCACCCUGGCAGCUGAGAAGGACAGAUGGAGAGAGAGAGAGUAAGAUAGAUGGAGAGGAGGGCUACAGAGAGCUUGGUGUGACCUGAGGGGCCAUUGGGGGCCGGUGUGGGCUUCAGCUCACGUUUCCCCAGUUGGCGAGUUGUCACCGCACUCCUCCCUCCCAGCCUUCUCUCCCCCUCCCCCUCCCGACUCCAACACAUUUCUCUCCCUCCUCCUGACUCCCCUACCUCCCCACCCCCCUCUGUGCUCCUGACUGAGUAGCCCUCCUCCCUCCUGUAGUCACUUUCUAGCUGUGGAAACGUGCUGCGUCUCUGGGGAGGCUUCCUACCCUCUGCGCAAGGGCUGUGGUGUGGAGUUGGAAAGGGAAUGUGUGUGUUCCAUCUCUGUUGAAGGGCUGUGGAGCUGCACUGUUGUGCCCUACCUGUUGAAUACGGCUAUUGGUCAUUCAGGUUGUGUAUGUAUUCGCCUGUGGGUGUGUAAACUGUAGAUAUCGAUUUGUCUUUGUGUAUUCCAUCUACCCUCUGCACUGUUGAGCAGCGGUGGCGACACGGUGUGUGUGUAGCCGUGUCUCUCUCUCGCUCACUGUGUUUGUGUUCCAUCUCGCCUCCGUCAAAGGGUUUCUGGCGUCUGCUCCUCUCACCCCUCUCCUCCCGUCAUUGGCUCCCCCUGAAAGGCUCCAGUCUCCUUCCCGGGCCUUAGCGUCAGCGCUAGCUUAGCUAGGCUGUCUGAGAACUGAGGCUACGUUAACAUGGUCUUGAAUAUAAAUCACUGUUUGUUUGAUGUCGGAUGCCUUAACAUCGCAUUCCUGAGAAGUCCAGUUCUCAUAUGACUGCUUGACACUACCUCACAUUCCUCCAACAAGGCAAUAAACUAUUUUCUUUGGCACAUUAGCCACAAGGUAGAAAAUAAAUGAUGUUUUUAUUAUGUAGAGAGGACCAUUGUAUUCAAGAUGGCCUCGGUUGUGUUUGUUGUAACAGUGUUAGAGCACAUUGUAUUACCCUUUAGCUGGGAUGAGAGAGAUAGUCAGAGGACACGUGCUGGAUUCUUUGACUUGGCCCCAAUUAUGAGAUGGCGCAGAAAUUGCAUGCAGAGAUUAUUCUAUAAAGACUGUAUUACUCAAGAUACAGUACUUGUGCCAGCCUUUAUUUCACAAACUGUAAAAGAGGGCUAUGAAAAGCCUAUGAUAUUUUAUGUGGGUUAAAACCCAUUCAAACAUACCAGUUAUGAACUAUAUAUGCAACACACGCAAUGCAAAUGCCAUCUGUUGUAUUCGAUUUAAGUGCCAUGCAUUUUCGGUAAUGGCCCCACUUUUUAGCACUGUCAGAAUGCUAGCUACAGUAAUGUAUGACACCCAACCAGCUGAACUAGUUGGUUCAAGGGUAUUACACAGUAUAGUAGGAAAUGUGAGCUUUGAUGCGCCUGUGAGUCUUUUGAUGUUUGAUAUUCACUGGAAAUAUGCUGUUGAUGGUACUGUAUUGAUUUUCUGUUGCAGUCUGGAUGUUUGUGGCUGCAGGCCAGUGGCAGGCAUUGCGUACUUGUUACCAAGGUGUUACCUGGCUGCUACUGUGAGCCCUGAGGCUGUGUAUCUGAGUAUAUGUGCAUUUGAGUUUACGUGUGUACGUGUGUGUGUGUGCUCGUGUCACCCCGCAUUAGCACGCCGCGUGCCUCCUUUACCCACAGGUAACCGGGUUUGACAUGCUUCAAAAUCCUCUCUUUGGAAUGCCAGGCUUGCGCUAACCUGCCAAGAUGUCAGGGAGAUAGUUUUGUGGCCCCCUUCUGCAUAGUUGUACUUUUUUUUCAAAGACGAGACCCAUUAAAAUGCGUUGUGUGUUUGCAAAGACAGGAGAGGAUUGUGAUUUCUCGAUUUUUAGCACACAGGGCUUGGCAGUUGAAGUGGGUUGUACCCUAAGGGUGUAUUUCCAGUGACUUGUACCUACGCACACCUGCACACACAGGAUGUCUUCCUUUUCCUCUUUGGAACCCCCCUGCUGUUUUAGCAACAUAUUUGUCUUUACAGUCUUGAACGCCCUAUCUUCCUACCUUGGUGACACAGCAACCGUGUAUAAAGCUACAUUAAUUAGGCGCAGUGACACUGGACAGCCCAGUUUAUUAUGCUAAUGACCCUGUUGAUGUGUGCGUGUGCGUGUGCGUGUGCGUGUGCGUGUGCGUGUGCGUGUGUGUGUGUGUGUGUGUGUGGCAGACCUGGGAAGAAAAUAGUUGUAUUUUGUAGUUUAUUUGAAAAUACCAAAUAUAGUUUCAAAUAAAAGGCAACAAUUUUCUUUGAUAUUCAAAUACAGGUCUCAGAAAAACAAAUAAUAUUUGAAGGUAUUUGAAUAUAUGCAAGUUAUUUGAAAACAAAAUAAAUAUUUAUUUGAUGGCUGACAAAUAUUUGAUGAAGAACCAAAACUACAACAGUUUAAUUAGUCUAAAUAUAUUAACAAUAGCACUUGAUUUGGCGGGCUCCCAGAUAUGAAUCUUAAUAUAGCUUCUAGCAGUGGUCACCAACCUUUUCCGAGUCAAGAUCACUUUGAGUCCAAAAGCAAGCCGAGAUCUAUCACUCAGAUAAAACAAAUACAACUUAAAAAACAUAAGCCUACUGUAUGCAACAUUAACCUAUUAAAAACAGUUCUGUAGCAGUGAGGUUUGUGCAGUUUGCUAUAGGCCCAAUACAUUAUCACUGCAUAUUGGCUAUGCUUGAAUUGCCCUGCCAAUGUUUAUUAUGUCUAUUUUCAAAAAUGUAGGUAUAUGAUCACACUGGUAAUUGAUAAUUUGUUGUAUUACUUGUGAGGCACAGCUGAGUGAGCAUAAUAAUUAGCUUUUUUAUUUUACUGGACUGAUGGCCUGCAUCUAGUGGUCAGUCUGAAGGGAGGGAGAGAGCAGCGGUGAGGCUGCCUCUCACCCGUCCCUCCUCUCUCCCUCCCUUCCGCUGAGAAAAGAGGACACAAUCUUCCAGCUGAUGGCGAAACUCAAGUCGCACUGCAUUAUUUCUGCGUCAUGCACCAAUUCAUGUUGUUACUGCUAUAACCAGAGAAAGUGAAAUAUUCCUCAAUAUUAAAAAAGACACAAGCCUCUAAUAAUAACAAUGCAAACUUAUCGGAACACUUUGCUAUGCUCAUUAAUUGCAGCUGCAGUGCUGGUUGUAGCGUGAGUGGAAGUAGGGAGAAUGUGCAUUUUAUGGCUUAUAAAAGUGUUGAACAAAGUGUUGACUGCUGAAUAACAACUUAAACAUGAACUUAUGAAAACAGCAGCUCUUUGCUGUAUUAAUUGAGUCUCUCUAGUCAUGGUUUUUGAAAAGUAUUGAAAUCUCAAAGUAUCAACUUUGCUGUGCGCUCAAGGCUUAUUUUUACAGCCUAUGGCUUGAGGAAACUGUGCAGACACUGUGAUCUGAGCUAUCUGAUUGGCCAGUGGUAGGCCUAUAGGUGCACUUGAUUUCCUCUCUGGGCCUGCCGGGUUCUACCUUCAGACACAUGGAAUGGUUAAAAGUGGGAACACUUAGCCUUCCUGGCACUAGGGCUGCUGAAUCAAGUGCACCUACCGCCAACACCGAAAAUAAAGGCUUUUUAUUUUAUUUUUAUUUUUUCCCAGAAAUGUUUGGUGAUCGACUAUGAAGGCCGCGAUCGACCGGUUGGUGACCACUGGCCUAUAGCCUAGCAUUAAAUACAUGAGGGACAUGGAAUCACCUCAACAUUAGAGUAAACCACUUUUGCAGCUUCAAAAUGACUAACUAAUAUAUUUUCAUCAUGAGUGGGACGUAAGAUAAUACAGUAACAGUUGACAUUAAGCUCUUAUGCGUAGGAACUUUGCGAUUAUUACAAUAGCAACAUUGAGUACAUUUACAUGCACACUAAUAAUUUGACAUUAAACGGCAGUAGACAGAUUAUGCAAUAGUCAUGUAAACACUUUACUCUGUUUAUAUUAAUCGGCGUAAGGUCAAAAUCGAAGUAAGCAUACACCGAUUAAAACACAUGGUUUUCUGAGCAAUCAAAUUAUUAGGACAUGUAAACAGCUUAAUCGACGUUCCAGCUGUGUAUUUGAUCUGCACAGUGCUAGCACCAGCUGAGUGAGCCUCCCUCUUUAGCGCGAGUGAAGUGAGUUCGGAACUACUGAAUGUAUGCAAAGUAGUUUUCACAUACAAACUUUAUAUGUCCAAACUCAGAAUCAAAUAUGCUUCCCAAAAAUAACAUGGUUGCACGUUUAUUUUGAUUGGUGAUGCAUUUAUCAGAGUGCCAUUAGGUAGCCUGAUUUCAGAUGUGUCCAUGUAAACAGAAUUAUUAGGGAAAUCGUUCUUCUUGCAAAGCAUGUAGACGUUUUAAUCGAACUAUUAUAUUAAUCUGACUAUCCACAAUAAUCGCAUUAUUGUGUACAUGUAAGCGUACUCACUGUUACAUAGGACUUUGGAAAUUGCUUUAAUUGCAUAAUAGUGGAAUAAGGAACAGUCACUAUUCCUCUUGUGUACAGAACUUACAAACACUCUCAGCUCAUUGCUAUGCAAUUAAAAUGCAAUUACAAAAGUAUUAUGUAACAACAUGCUAAUAAAAUGUUGCUCCAAAAGUAAUUACUGUUUUAUUAGAGGCACAAGAACAAUUUAAUGUUAAGUGUUACUGAGAAUUCUAACAGUAACAAAAUAUGGUUAUUAAGUAUCGAAAGGAAACUAAAUAUCCAAAAACUGCCUUCUUGAAUCAACUGCAGCCAAGGUAGAUGGAAAAUCAUGUUAGUUUGUAUUUUAAGUAACUAUCCCUUUAAAGAUGGUAUCGUGUGUGUUUGAAACAAGAACACUUACCCUCAGAUGGACAAAGAUGUUUGAAGUUGUUUUGGCUAAGCAUCCAACUUGCUGUUUGCAAAUGGAUUUGGAAUUUCUCUGCAGUAUUUUCAGGUAUCAUUAAAUGAAUUGCAGUUCUACAUUUUCAGUGGUAUACAGUAGUUGAGCAUCACAACUUAUUUACUUAUCUGUACAAAAUAGAAUUGGUUAAUUAGUUUGAGUGAUUAUGUACACCUGGGGCAAUGGACAUUCAGAAGAAUGGAUAUUAACAGAAUGUUCAGAUAGAAAUGUAUUGUGUAGAUCAAAUAUCACUGUCAGAUAGAUUGGAAUACUAUAGGAGAUUGUGUUCUAUUCAUUCUAUUUCUGUAUUCAACAUGCAGCCCUGCCAUUAGUUGAAGGCAGAAAAUCCAAUCGUUUCUGGAAAGUUGUCACUUCCUGAGAUCUGUAUUCAAAUAGUUUAAAAAAGUAGAUAAUUUCUUAGAUUUAAAUUCAAAUCGUUUUUUUAAAAGUAGUCACUUUCUGAGAUCUGUAUUCAAGUAGUUUUACAAAAACUGUAUUCAAAUAGUUGUAGUCACCUCCAAAGUAGCUAUUUGUCCCCCCCCCCCAAAUUGUUUAAAAAAAACUUUCCAGUAAUUACUUGAGUAAAACUAAAGAUUCCUUAAUAGAAAAUGACUCAAGAAACUUGAGUAAAAGUCUAAAAGUAUUUGGUUUUAAAUAUACUUAAGUAUCAAAAGUUAAUGUAACUGUAAAAAUAUACUUAAGUAUCAAAAGUAAAAGUACAAGUAUUUUUUUUUUCAAAUUCCGUAUAUUAAGCAAACCAAAUGACCCAAUGUUAUUGUUUUUUAAUCUACAGAUAGCCAGGGGCCCACUCCAACACUCAGACAUAAUUUACAAAUGAAGCAUUUGUGUUUAGUGAGUCCGCCAAAUCAGAGGCAGUAGGGAUGACCAGGGAUGUUCUCUUGAUAAUCGAGUACUUUUGAGUGUCAGGGGAAAUGAAUGGAGUAAAAAGUACAUAAUUUUCUUUAGGAAUGUAGUGAUGUAAAAGUAGGAAAAAAUAUAAAUAGUAAAGUAAAGUACAGAUACCUCAAAAAACUACUAAAGUAGUACUUUCAAGUAUUUUACUUAAGUACUUUACACCCCUGCUUUCCACAAAGCAUAGUUAAAACUAUAGUUGUCCCAGGUCUGGUGUGUGGCCUGCAAGUGCUUUGCGACAGAUAAAAUGUGCUUGAGUGCAUAGCUGAGUGUGACCAUGAUUGCAUGUGGCCUGAAAGUGUUUAUUGACAGAGUCGUGCGUGUGUGUUUGCGGGAUACUCCUGGUCAUGUGUGGUAGCGAGAGCAGCCACUAAGUAUCUGUCAGGGCCCACAGACGUCCAUGCGUUCCUUCCACUAGUGUGACUAUCUCCGACUCCGACUAGAGUUUUUCAAACGGCUUCCAUUUUACCACGCCAGUAGUGUUUGUUUGUUUUUGUCGGGGGCUCGUCUUCCUUCACAACAGCCUAGUCACCACAGCAAUUAGGCCGUAUCAUUAGUAACCAUUAGCAUCAAGCACUGCUCAUAAACCAAGCGUCAACUCUCUGAUUAAUAAGAGCUGUGACCUUUGACUCCAAGACUGAAUUCGUAAUCCCUCUGAUUAAGAAGAGUGUACUGCAUACAGUAGUAGGUGUUUUAAAUGGCACAAUAUCUCAAAGGUUCAACGCUCUCCGGAGAGGUUUCUGACGAAACGUUCUUUGAAUGUUGUUUGGACAUUUGUGUCUGAAUGAAUCAAUUUAGUUGUCAUCCCUCCGAACCGUGUGGCCAACAGCUGUUAGUCAGUCUGUAGAUGUAUUAUAGAACACAGUCGUGUUGUUCCGAGCUAGUGAUUAGAAUCCUCGUCUUAAUGCGGUUUGAUCAGGGCUAAUGAGCCGCUACUGUUUACUCUCUGAGGCACUCAGUGUUUUUACAGAGUCUUUCUACUUUGCUGCCUAGUUUGCAGCCCAACAUAAUGCCUGCUGCGGAACCCACUUAAAGACGUUAAUGCGUCUAGCUUGUGUACCUGUAUAUUAUGUGUGUGCGUUUGUGUGUGUGUGUUUUGAUUAGUAUGUCUAUAUAGAGAGGUUUGUGUGUUUUGUCUUGUUCGGCAGAUAUUUUAUCUGUUUGUGUUUUGUUAGAAGGAGUAAUGGUGUUGGGUGUAUUUCUCUGGGGACGUGAUUAACAGGGCUUUUCUUGAGCGUGUGUGUGUGUGUGUGUGUGUGUGUGUGUGUGUGUGCGUGCGUGCGUGCGUGCAUGUUGUACCUUACCUGUUGUGUCGAUACCCUGACAUCUGCUCCCUGUCAUUCAUUAACACUACUCCUGAACAUCAGUGUUCAGUUAUAAAAAGCCUCCAGCAACCCUAAGUGAGAUUAUCUAAAUAAAGACAUAAGAGAAAAUUGAGUUUCUGCUAUUAGUUAAGGCCUUAGAUAUGGAUUCUGAUUCAUUAGUAUGCAGUCGUUGUCAUAGGUGGAUAAUUACCACAAAGAGAAAAAUGUAAUCUGCAAUUAAACCUAUUUCAGAAGCACUUAUUCCACACAAGAGAAUAGGUGUGGCUUUCACCGAAUGUAUUGAUGUCAUAAAAGCGAAACGCUUUAUCAAAACACUUGGAUGGAAUUAAUUGGGUGAGUUCCUUCUAUUCAGUAGUACCUUCCAAAACAUAAGCCGUGGAAUAUAUUUUCUGGUAUUAUAUUGAUACUGUAAACCGCCAUACAGAUUGCUGUAUGCUUGCUGGUAAUUAGCAAUAAAAUAGUAGUCGUCCUAAUCCAGGCUUUGUCGCAGACAAUGUGUUGUACCAUUUAAUAUAAAAGGUAUACAGUACCAAUCAAAAGUUUUAGAACACCUACUCAUUCAAGGGUUUUUCUUUAUUUUUACUAUUUUUUACAUUGUAGAAUAAUAGUGAAGACAUCAAAACGAUGAAAUAACACGUAUGGAAUCAUGUAGUAACCAAAAAAGUGUUAAACAAAUCAAAAUAUAUUUUAUAUUUGAAAUUCUUCAAAUAGCCACCCUUUGCCUUGAUGACAGCUUUGCACACACUUGGCAUUCUCUCAACCAGCUUCACCUGGAAUGCUUUUCCAACAGUUGAAGGAGUUCCCACAUAUGCUGAGCACUUGUUUUCCUUCACUCUGCUGUCCGACUCAUCCCAAACAUCUCAAUUGGGUUGAGGUCGGGGGAUUGUGGAGGCCAGGUCAUCUGAUGCAGCACUCCAACACUCUCCUUCUUGGUCAAAUAGCCCACAGCCUGGAGGUGUGUUAAGUCAUUGUCCUGUUGAAAAACAAAUGAUAGUCCAACUAAGCGCAAUCCAGAUGGGAUGGCGUAUCGCUGCAGAAAGUGUGCCUUGAAUUCUAAAUAAAUCACAGACAGUCACCAGCAAAGCACCCCCACACAAAUAACACCUCCUCCUCCAUGCUUUACGGUGGUAACUACACAUGCGGAGAUCAUCCGUUCACCCACACCGCGUCUCCAAAGACACGACGGUUGGAACCAAAAAUCUCCAAUUUGGACUCCAGACCAAAGGACACAUUUCCACCGGUCUAAUGUCCAUUGCUCGUGUUUCUUGUCCCAAGCAGGUCUCUUCUUCUUAUUGGUGACCUUUAGUAGUGGUUUCUUUGCAGCAAUUCAACAAUGAAGGCCUGAUUCACACAGUCCCCUCUGAACAGUUGAUGUUGAGAUUUGUCUGUUACUUGAACUCUGUGAAGAAGUUAUUUGGGCUUCAAUUUCUGAGGCUGGUAACUCUAAUAAACUUAUCCUCUGCAGCAGAGGUAACUCUGGGUCUUCCAUUCCUGUGGUGGUCCUUAUGAGAUCCAGUUUCAUCAUAGCGCUUGACGGUUUUUGCGACUGAUCUUGAAGAAACGUUCAAAGUUCUUGAAAUGUUCAGUAUUGACUGACCUUCAUGUCUUAAAGUAAUGAUGGACUGUCAUUUCUCUUUGCUUAUUUGAGCUGUUCUUGCCAUAAUAUGGACUUGGUAUUUUACCAAAUAGGGCAAUCUUCUGUAUAACCCCCCCUACCUUGUCACAACACAACUGAUUGGCUCAAAUGCAUUAAGAAGGAAAUAAAUUCCACAAAUUAACUUUUAAGAAGGCACACCUGUUAAUUGAAAUGCAUUCCAGGUGACUACCUCAUGAAGCUGGUUGAGAGAAUGCCAAGAGUGCGCAAAGCUGUCAUCAAGGCAAAGGGUGGCUAUUUGAAGAAUCUCAAAUAUAAAAUAUAUUUUGAUUUGUUUAACACUGCUUUGGUUACUACAUGAUUCCAUACGUGUUAUUUCAUAGUUUUGAUGUCUUCACUAUUAUUCUACAAUGUAAAAAAUUGUACAAAUAAAGAAAAACCCUUGAAUGAGUAGGUGUGUCCAAACUUUUGACUGGUAGUGUAUAUUUUUUUGAAUGCAUUGGCAUUUACAGUUAUAUAUACAUUCGGUACACGAUAUUCUAUAAUUCAUUGAUUACUCACUUCCUCUGUAUUUAAAACAGUAAUUGUUGUCAUGGAAAUGGCGUUGUUGUACAGGUACUGUACAUUCCCUCAGAGCCAUAUAUAGAUAUGUACAGAUCAUGACUGUUUCGCCUGUAUAUUCUAUGACUUGUUCUUUUCCCAGCUGCAUGAUAACAGCUUCUCACUGCUAUCAUAACAACAGAGUUGAUAUUCACCCCUAGGUUCAACCCUUUAAUUGAGUCCAAUUAUAGGAAAUUACAGGUAGAAAAGACUGCAGUUCAUUCCAACGUGAAAUUCUGUGAGUUAUUUUCAGUCGUUUUUGAGAUGGUUUCGCAGAAGUCAUGAAUAUAUAAUUGUCUUGAUCUUUUCUCUCUGUCUUUUUUCUGUUUCUUUUGUUCUUCUCUUUUUUUCUUUCUCCUGUUCCUUCCACUUCUCUUUCUCUCUCUCUCUAGCGCUCCUCCUCUACCUCUCUCUGUCCAUUAAACACACUCCAGCCGUGGCCUCCCAGGGCCUGCCCUUUAGUUCCGCCGUGGCUAGCCAUCCCAGAGACCUUUACCGUCGUUAGCGUAGCAAAACCUUGUGGCUUGCUACACUAUUAGUUGUUAGUGGCUAACAGACUGUCUCAGACCGAUGCCCUAAGGGAGCUUAUUUCUCUCUCUGUCGUCUAUCGCAUCUAAUGUUAACGAGUAUUAUAUGGGUGGUUGUCGUCUAUGCUAUCUCUAGUCGAUACUUCGUAUAUCUAGCUUCUAUCUCUCAUCUAGUCUCUCUCUCUCUCUCUCUCUCUCUCUCUCUCUCUCUUUCUUCCUGGUCUCUCUCUCUCUCCCUGGUCUUUCUCUCUCUCUUUCUCUCUCUUUCAUUCUCUUUCAUUCCUACUCUCCCCUCCUAACCAUAGUCCGGGAAACGCAAAUUAGAUGCUGAAAGACACAAAUGGGGGUUAGUUGCGCUCCAGGCUUCUCCUUUGGAGUCAGCACAUUCUGAUCUGUCCAUUCUCUGAAAAACUCCAUUGUGGUUUGUUGGAGGAGUAGAAGGGAGGGAGGAGAGAGGGUGAUAAGAGGACUUAAAACAAGAGGAGUUAUACAGGAGCGGAACAGAGAUGUGCGAGGUGAUUGAUGAGUGUGUAGGGUAGGGAGGGUGGGAGGGAGGGAUGCUUGGGGGGAGGAUGAUGAAACGUCUGGUUCCCGACAGGCAUACCAGGCAGGCUAAGACAAAUCAGCUGUUAAUCCUGCAGGGACUGUGUGUGAAGGGGUGUUGUGUGUGUGUGAAGGGGUGUUGUGUGUGUGUGUUCAUUUGUGUGUUUAUGUGUGUGUUCACAGUAUGUGAGGGGAAUUAUAGUGAGGGGCGGUGUUUCUGUCAGAGGUUACAAAGUUUAAUGCUAGCAUCUCCAGCUGCAACAAAUCACUCACAGAUAAACAAGCUGUAAUUUUGUUUUGCGGGAAGAAAGCGGCGGCCAUUUUUAUUACUGUUAUUACACUGGGGUGUCUAAACACGACAUAGAAUCCAUGGCAUGCAGUCAAAACAAUUAUUUAACCCAGAGACUGACUCUAAAAGGAUAAAGUGAACGGAAAAAAGGCCUGACACUCACUGUCAGUGUAUCAGGGUUUAAGGUUAUUAAACCGUUUUAGCCCGGCAUAUGUUUCCUGUAUUAUUAUAACUGGCAAUGUUUAUAUCAGAAACUGUUAUGGCAUGUAGCAGCAGGGAUAGGAGGAGGAGACUUGGUGGAAGUGUGUGUUUCUGCUAUCCUUGUGCGUGGGUCUGUCUGUCUGUCUGAAUGUAUGUGUUUCUGCCAUCCUUGUGUUUCUGUGUCCCUUUUGUGUCUGGUUGUGUGGGAGGGGAAAGUCACUCGGGGGGGACAGAUGACCGAUGGGGACCCAAGGACAGUGGGGAGUGUGUGGGGGCCCGCAGUGGCUGGAUGAGAGUGUGUGGGCUGUGAUUCGCUGUGGCACUGGAUGGCAGGAAACAUACUGCUGCCCGUGGAGGAGGGAGGGAGGGAGUAGAGGAGAUCAGUGUCACAGUGAGGGGCACACACACAUAGUGUACACACACACACACACAGAGAGAAGGACAGACAGAAGGAUAUAGCGACACAAUCUGACAAACAAACAUGCAGUGUCACUGACUGACCUCCGCUUAAUCUCCAGACAGUUAAAAUGCACAGGGGCCAACAGGGGAGGGAUCGCAGUAGAUUAGCUUUGGCUCUGCUUGAUGCUACUAGGCACCAGCAGCAGUGGCUACUAAGACAUGCUACUAUAAAUGCCUGUUGGUCUGGAGACACCCAGCUCAGUGGAGCUUAAACCUUCUGCUUCAUGCUCUUCUGAGCUCCACACACACACACUGCUCUGUUGACCCGACAAGAGCCUCCGUGGCCCCGCAAACACCCGGCCUCAUUAUGUAUGCAGAAGGUUACCAGGUAAAAGGCGCCACGGCGGCAACGCCCCGAAGCCCUGGUCCACUUGACCCAGAUUAGUGGCAGUCGCUGGGUAAGUGAUCAGUUUUAAGGCAAAGAUCAGGGGAUGUGGGCCACACUGGAGCCGAAAUGAAGCCUCAGCCUCUGUCUGACUGUAUGUGUUUCUGCUAUCCUUGUGUUUCUGUGUCCCUUUGUGUCUGGUUGUGUGCGAGCGGAAGGUCAAUCGGGGGGGACAGCGGGAGCGGGGGGGGGGCGUGGUGGGACCCUUGGGUAAGAGGCCUGUCUGCCCAGGGCCAGAGGGCCCGCAGUGGCUGGAUGAGAGUGUGUGGGCUGUGAUUCGCUGUGGCACUGGAUGCCAGGAAACAUACUGCUGCCUGUGGAGGAGGGAGGGAGGGAGUAGAGGAGAUCAGUGUCACAGUGAGGGGCACACACACAUAGUGUACACACACACACACACAGAGAGAGAAGGACAGACAGAAGGAUAUAGUGACACAAUCUGACAAACAAACAUGCAGUGUCACUGACUGACCUCCGCUUAAUCUCCAGACAGUUAAAAUGCACAGGGGCCAACAGGGGAGGGAUCGCAGUAGAUUAGCUUUGGCUCUGCUUGAUGCUACUAGGCACCAGCAGCAGUGGCUACUAAGACAUGCUACUAUAAAUGCCUGUUGGUCUGGAGACGCCCACUGAGCUGGGUAUCUCCUCCGUGGCCCCGCAAACACCCAGGCCUCAUUACGUAUGCGGAAGGUUACCAGGUAAAAGGCGGCAGCCGCGGCCCCGAAGCCCUGGUCCAAUUGACCCAGGUAAGUGGCAGUCGCUGGUUAUGUGAUCUGUUUUAAGGCAAAGAUUAGGGGAUGUGGGCCAUGCUGGAGCCGAAAUGAAGCCUCAGCCUCUGAAGUGGCUAGUUUGACCUAGUUUGAUCCCUGGGAAUGGAAUGGUUGGAGGCGUUUGCAAUGACGAUAAACUCAUUUCAGUUUCAUUUUCAUGAGAAACACUAUUUUCUGGUCCAGUCAUGCUAUUUGAGGAGGCGAACUAGGAGAGUGUUUUUCAUCCACUAAGUGGAGGGAAACCGAAAUGCAUGGGGAGAGUUGACCGGCACGGAAAAAAGAGGGGAUCCUGGCAAUUGAUAGGGUUUAAAAGUGUAGCUAUUAUGACUAAGAGAUCGCUCAUACAUAAAACGCUGAAACACUCACAGGUACACAUGCAGGGAAGGGCGGGUGUGUUUAUGAGUGUUACCACGAGGCGUCAUGAUCCAAUGACUUUUGGAUCAAUUGUCAUCGCUGGCUGUGCUGAAGGUCUCUGUGUGUGUGUGUGUUGUAUUGCUAACUGGUGAGCAAUGAGGUAAGAUAAGAUGUAGGCUCACAGGACGCUAAAGAGUCCAGCAGAGCAACACUCCUGCGAGACUGUUCUCCAAUCACAGAUGGCCCCGCAAAGUGUGUGUGUGUAAGAAGGUGUGAGGGCUUGGCUCUGUGGAGCAGGCGGGAAGCCGAGAACACACUAGGUCACUAAGGUUGCCGGGGAGAGAGAACGAGGGAGCGAGGGAUGAAGAAAGGAAGGGGUAAAGAAAACAGUUGGAGGGGGAGGUUGAUGUCAGGGGUAAUCCUUAUUUUGCCCUCUAAGCACAAGGCAGUAAGGAGCCGAAUAAUGUUUCCCCGUGUCGACAGAUUGGACUUCAUAUUACCGUGAAGCUUUUAAAGUCUUCCUCCCUCCCUCUCGCUCUCCAUUCUUUAUCCCUUCUUUCACUCAUUCGGUCCCCCUCUAGCUCCAGCACUUACUGUACAAGACCUACUUUGAAAAAGGAGAGGAAGAAAUCGUUUUCUUGUGGUUAGUUAUUGAACUAUAAGGUAGUUAUGUAGUAUUUGAAAGUAUACAUUUUUCAAAAAGAAAGUAUUUCUUCCAACUGUUAUUUUUCUCUUCAGUCAGCUAGGAGGCAAGAUGGUCCUAAAAGGCCAGUAUGUGCACUGUGUCUGACCAAGUGUGUGACUAAAAAAGAACAUUUUGGAGCUUGCCAGUGAAGGGAAAGUGAGCAAUGGAGUGCGAGAGAGAGAGAGAGAGAGAGAUGGAGAGAGAUGUCCCAGUUGGGAGUUUUGCGGAGGAGUGUAGCAGCAGAAUGCCAAUGGCGAUGAGAGCCAGGCCGACUGUGAGUGGUUGUUUCGCUAGUUGUUCCUCCCUGUCACUUAAACCGUAUCCCAGAGAGACGGGGGACCUUUAAAGUCUGCCACUCUUGGCCCCACUUCAGGGCCUUCUCACCCCUGUCACGCUCCUCCGCCCUCCCUCCUAGCGCCCUCCCUCCUAGCGCCCUCCCUCCUAGCGCCCUCCUUCCCUCCCAUCUCUCUAUCCCUCCAUCCUCCCACAUCUAUGUACAUACAGUGCUUUCGGCAAGUAUUCAGACCCCUUGACUUUUUCCACAUUUUGUUACGGUACAGCCUUAUUCAAAAAUUGAUUAAAUUGUGUUUUUCCCUCAUCAAUCUACACACAAUACCCCAUAAUGACAAAGCAAACAUUUUUUGAAAAUGUAUUAAAAAUAAGAAACUGAAAUAUCACAUUUACAUAAGUAUUCAGACCCUUUACUCAGUACUUUGUUGAAGCAUCUUUGGCAGCGAUUACAGCCUCGAGUCUUCUUGGGUAUGACGCUACUUGGGUAUGACGUAUUUGGGGAGUUUCUCCCAUUCUUCUCUGCAGAUCCUCUCAAGCUCUGUCAGGUUGGAUGGGGAGCGUCGCUGCACAGCUAUUUUCAGGUCUUUCCAGAGAUGUUCGAUCGGGUUCAAGUCCGGGCUCUGGCAGGGCCACUCAAGGACAUUCAGAGACUUGUCCCGAAGACACUCCUGUGUUGUCUUGGCUGUGUGCUUAGGGUCAUUGCCCUUUCGGAAGGUGAACCUUUGCCCCAGUCUGAGGUCCUUAGCGCUCUGGAGCAGGUUUUCGUUAAGGAUCUCGCUGUACUUUGCUCCGUUCAUCUUUCCCUCGAUCCUGACUAGUCUCCCAGUCCCUGCCGCUGAAAAUCAUCACCACGGCAUGAUGCUGCCACCACCAUGCUUCACUGUAGGGAUGGUGCCAGGUUUCCUCCAGACGUGACGCUUGGCAUUCAGGCCAAAGAGUUCAAUCUUGGUUUCUUCAGACCAGAGAAUCUUGUAUCUCAUGGUCUGAGAGUCCUUUAGGUGCCUUUUGGCAAACUCCAAGCAGGCUGUCAUGUGCCUUUUACUGAGGAGUGGCUUCUGUCUGGACACUACCAUAAAGACCUGAUUGGUGGAGUGCUGCAGAGAUGGUUGUCCUUCUGGAAGGUUCUCCCAUCUCCACAGAGGAAUUCUGGAGCUCUGUCAGAGUGACCAUCGGGUUCUUGGUCACCUCCCUGACCAAGGCCCUUCUCCCCCGGUUUCACAGUUUGGCCGGGCGGCCAGCUCUAGGAAGAUUCUUGGUGAUUCCAAACUUCAUCCAUUUAAGAAUGAUGGAGGCCACUGUGUUCUUGGGGACCUUCAAUGCUGCAGAAUUUUUUUUGUACCCUUCCCCAGAUCUGUGCUUCAACACAAUCCUGUCUCCGAGCUCUACGGACAAUUCCUUCGACCUCAUGGCUUGGUUUUUGCUCUGACAUGCACUGUCAACUGUGGGACCUUAUAUAGACAGGUGUGUGCUUUUCCUAAUCAUGUCCAAUCAAUUGAAUUUACCACAGGUGGACUCCAAUCAAGUUAUAGAAACAUCUCAAGGAUGAUCAAUGGAAAUAGGAUACACUUGAGUUCAAUUUCGAGUCUCAUAGCAAAGGGUCUGAAUACUUAUGUAAAUAAGGUAUUUCUGUUUUUAAUUUUUAAUACAUUUGCAAACAUGUCUAAAAACCUGUUUUUUCGCUUUGUUAUUAUGGGGUAUUGUGUGAAGAUUGCUGAGAUUUUUUUUUUUUUAAUCAAUUUUAGAAUAAGGCUGUAACGUAACAAAAUGUGGAAAAAGGGAAGGGGUCUGAGUUUUGACUGUGUGACCAGGGUUCGGGAUAGUCUCAUUCUUUCAAUCUGGGCUGACAGGAUGGUAUUACACACUGAAUGGUAUUGGUAAGUGACUCAACUGGGAGAGAUAUGUGGUAGAAUAUGUUAAGAUGACUAUGUAGGUGCGUGUGUGUGUGUGUGUGUGUGUGGGGGGGGGGGGUCGUUGUGUGUGUGUGUGUGUGGGGGGGGGGGUCUUUGUUUGUGUGUGUGUUUGAGCGUACUAAGGGGUUUGUCUAUUCACAUCACAUCUGUUAUGUGAGCUAAUCAGUCUCCAAUGAGAUACACUCCCUCUCCAUUCCACCAUGCCCCAUUCUUGUAUCCACCCUGACAAAUUCUGUUCCCAUUCCUUUCUCCCCCCCCCCCCUCUUCUUACCCCCCCCCAUCUUUACCCUCUUUUCCCAGCCAAUCCAAUCCUCUGUUUCUCUACCUCCUUCCCUCAGCCCACCCCCCUUCAAACAGGGUUAUAUUCAUUAGGCACCAAACGUAAGAAAAUGGACUGAAACAGGGAUGGGACUAUCUGGACCUGACCAAUAACAACAUCUUGGUUUAGUUUUCCGUCAAUAAUUGUUAUAAGGCAUUCUAAUGUAGUUUGCCCAAAUGAAUACAAGCUAGUUAAUUUCCUACAUGUUAGACUGCUUGUUUUUGAUGCAGUAACUAACAUGACUCAUUAUUUAUUGAAAAUACAGUUUAUUAUUAUCGGAGAACAUUAAUGGUAAACGCUGCUAAUGUAAACUUUGAUAUCCAGCACAUCAGAUAAGCGGCUAGGGUACCCACAGAGGGAUGUCAAUAGGCUGGAGGGUGGGAGUGGGGCUUCUGUCUGUAUAGAUGUCUGUGUCUGUGUGUUUCUGUGUGUGCACAUGUCUGUGCAUGGGUGUGCCUGUGUGUGUCCGCGUAUCCAGCUGUGAGAAUGAGAGAGAGCAAUUUAGGACCGAGACAGCCCUGGCCACCGCCCCAUAUCUCCCUCCCUCCCUCCUCCAUUUCAUGUUUUCGUGAUAAGAAAUGAUCGACGCUGACGGGUCUCUUUUCGGCUGUGACUGCCGUUGUAUGUAUGAGUGUGUGUCUCUGGACGUGUCCCCAGCGUAGAUUCAUCAGACUCCCCUACACAUACACACCUAUCAGAUGCGCGGGUCCUAGUGGAAUCGCCCAUAGUCGGAAUCUCUGAUAUGGAUGCAAGCCGGAGUGAGAAUCCACAAAGUCAUUUAUGCUCUCACUCACUCACUCUCAGCAGUGAGGUGUUAGCUUGGCAACGGCACACCACCAUGUGGCCGCAAAGAGAAAGUAGACCACUAUUAUCCUCAAUGGGAUAUUAGAGUCCCCCCAGUGGCCAUCUGUGGAAACUGCACGCUGGUUAAAACCAACAUAAUGAGAGGCUUUUACAUUUAAUUUAGACGCCUCACUCAGCCUCAGUGCCCUCUAGUAAUCACAUACAUAGACAUAAUUGAGCAAGGAGGCCGAGGUCAACUCAGAACAUUGGCGGAUGAUAAGAUGUCUGGCAAGCAUUAAAUGCCUAACAGAGCUCAUUUCCUGGGAUGUAUUCAAUGAUGAGAAACGUUCUGAAUGUUGCAGAUAGAAAUAGAAAGAACAAUAAUAUAUUCUGUAUGCGAUACAUUUCUAUCUGAAUGUUCUGGAACAUCCUCCUGAACAGGCCCUGUUCUUCAGUUAAGCUGUUUUCAUUUAAAACUUCUGAUUGGAUUCUGAUUCUAACAGCUCAUAUUCCCCCAGCCCUUAUCCCUGUCACAAGGAGUAAUGACACAUACAUUUGAAUUGGACUAAAUCUUAAAUUCUCUGCGUCUUCUUCUCUUUCAGAGCAGCGUAAAAUAACAGCAGGGCCGUCGACGGCUGGCAUCCUCGGAGGCAUCAUUGGUGUGGUCCUUUUGCUGUUGAUUGUGGGCUCUGUAAUCGUGCUGGUCCGCAAACGCAAGCAGAACGCCGAGAACGGAGAGUGAGUGUUCCGCUCUCAGCAAAUGUUCCUUUAGUACACUCUUACUGAUUUCUCAAAGUCAUGUUUUUUCAAUAGGUGUGGACAAAGUGAGUUGCACUAACCUCUCCUCCUGCCCUCUUUUCUCUCGUCCAAUCAGUGGUCCUCCCAAGCACAAGCCCCCUCCCCCUGUGAAGACCGGCAGCUCCACAGAGAUGGUGAGUGGUCCACGUCCCUGUCACUCAGGGCUCAUUAUUACUGAAGGUCAUAAACCACAUGGAGUGCAGUUCGUAAUGGGGCUAAUGGCUAUUGAUCGGAGGAGAGUGGCCCAGUUAUCUGACUUUGACCUCUCCACGACCCCACAGCUGAACAAGCAUGUCAUGGACCCAGUGACGAAGAAGUUGACGGAGAUCCAGCCUUUAAGUAAGGUCUACUACGAGACCAGUGGAGAGCCUGUCACGGUAAGAGGACAUCCUCCAAACUCCAUACUCUGGGUCGUGAUCAUUAGGUCACACCAGAAAACGAAAUUGUACUUAAGUCCAGGUAGUUACUCCAUGUUUCAGUCUGUUGUCUGCAAUUGGGUGCCUAAUGAACACAACCCGGACUCUCUCCAUUUUCACAUAGUGCUGUUUACAGUCGUUGAUUUACUACCUGUACUGUAUAUCGAAAUGUCUGCUGUUUACCCUUCGUGAGGGACAUCUGGCUGCUUUCUAGACUCUGGAUUCAGUCUCUACUUUAUUGUCAGAUUACACACCCUUUUUGUACUAUAUUAUAACAUUCUGCCUCCGUGGUCCCUCAACAGCUUGACUAUUUUGAAAACUAAAACGUUCAUUGAACCUAUUGAACAAUGCAUGGUCAAGGAGUGGAUUUUGUCUACCAUACCACAGCUGAUGUCAUUUUCUUGAGAGUUGUUGCUGGUUCAACUUUUGAUAUUACAGGAUCUGGAUGCCUACGAUGAUAACACCAUUGGUGGUGGGGCUGCUAAUGGUGGCGGCCCUGCUGUCCUGGAGGACUCAAUACAGUAUGCCGAUAUCGACGAAACGCUAAAUGACGAAGCCCUGCCACCGUACUCCGGCGCGGAUGGUCACCACGUCGAUGAGCCGCCGUCGGCCACUGUGGCCCGCGGAGAAAGCUUUGUGUCGGCAGCCAUGUAUGUUUAG